This is a messenger RNA of Ostrinia nubilalis (European corn borer), 945 nucleotides long. Its product is annotated as 41 kDa spicule matrix protein-like. The transcript is spliced from 2 exons. The coding region runs from base 1 to 945 and encodes 314 amino acids. The record is from RefSeq and is a predicted model, not a curated record. Lineage: Eukaryota; Metazoa; Arthropoda; Insecta; Lepidoptera; Crambidae.
AUGAACGCUGCAACAUUGAUCGCUGUCGUCGGGAUCGUGAUAGCUACUGGCACUGCCAUAACCGUCACCGACCCUCCACCUUCCGAGAGUCCUUUCGUGCCAGGGGUAUUCAUCGCUGCUGAUGCCCUAAAGAACUUACAAGAUCCUGGAAAAUCCAACAAUAAUGGAGCCGAAAACUAUCCGAAUAACUCUAAAAACAAGGAUCAGAUAUCGAGCUCCCCAAACAUGAAUGUCCCUGAACAAUCAAAUUAUCAACAGAUGCCAGGUCAACAAAUGCCAGGUCAACAAAUGCCAGGUCAACAAAUGCUAGGUCAACCAAUGGGAAAUCAAUUGUUUAUGCCUGCUGAUCAACGAUUACCCAAUCAACAGUUAGGUUACCCUAACCAACCGUCAGCGUUCCUAAAUCAGCGAGGUUUCCCAAACCAACCUAUGUUUAACCAGCCCCAGUUGUAUGGCAAUCCACAAGGAAUGCUGUUAAUGAACCAGCAACCCGGUUUUGGUCAGCAAAAUGGAGGUCCACAAGGCAUUUUACUCAACAACCCAUCAUUUCAACAGCCAAUGCUAUUAAAUCAGCAACCGGGAUACCAAAACCCGCAAGGAGCUAUGUUUAAUCAACAACCUUACAACCAGCAACCUAUGUUGGGGUCAAUGCAGCAACCGAGUGGGCCUCUACUUUUCCCAAAUGCACAAAUAACUCAACCGAACAUGGUUGGUAAUCCCAAUUUAGUUGGACAACCGACUUUGAUCGCAAAUAAUCCUGGUAAUGGUGCCUUAUACGCGAAUCCAGGUCAGAGUCAAGGCAAUUUGUAUGCUAUGAUUCCUGUUAAUGCUCAAAACACUAUGGCAAAUCCUAACUUGGGAAAUAACAACGCGUAUUUCGUACCAGUUCAACAAAUGCCCGGGAAUAUGAAUUUGUUACGAGACACCGCUGAUGAGAAAAAAUAG